AUGUCUAUUAAGUCUCUAUACGCAUACACACUGAUUACAGCCUUGGUUGCGGCAGCGCCAGCACCGCAAGUGCCUGGAUACACUGGUGCAGAUGCCAGCUUUGCAGUAUCACAACCUUCAGGGUCACCGGCAACUUCAUUCGGUCCUGAUUCUAUUGUUCCAGCAAUUGCUACUUCUGCAACAUCUGAAUACCCAAGAGUCAGCUCCAAUCUAGAUGGGCAGACCAGCCAUGGACCGUUCUCGGGCACGCCUACUAUAUCAGGAGCGGAGCAAGCAAAUGCAACCAUCGCAAGUACAAUUGCGCCAGGGCCACCUAAUCCUACCCAUACAUAUUACAAUGCCGAUGGGAAACUCCAGAACCCCGCCGCAGCCCCAUAUGUACCUAAUGGUGGAUUGGGGACCAAUGGAUCACAGCCAAGGUAUAUGGUAAACAGUGACUUUGACUAUGAAUCUCUUACUCUUGGACUGUAUCAGGAGUGGAUAGAGUUAGAUCUUUUCAACAAUGGUCUAGCAGUUUUCUCCGAAGAAGACUUCCUGGCGGCCGGAUUGACAGCGGAAGAUCGUUCCUACAUAGCAUUCAUGGCACAACAGGAGUCAGGGCAUGCUACACUGCUCACCAACAUGCUCGGUGAGGCAGCACCUCCUCAGUGCACAUACAAUUACCCGUUCCAGACUGUACGAGAGUUCAUCGACUUCAAUCAGAAGCUCACAGCUUGGGGAGAGGCUGGUGUUUGGGGGUUCAUCAACCAUCUUGACAGUCGGGAAGCCGCGCAGCUUCUCUCUCAGUCCAUCGCCACCGAAGCGCGUCAACAGCUCUCCUUCCGCCAAAUGCUUGGCCUACAUCCCAUGCCUGUAUGGUUUGAAACAGGUCUUCCACAAUCAUGGGCGUGGACAUAUCUGGCACCAUACAUCUCCAGCUGUCCCGGGAACACGACCCGCCUCGCAUGGCAGAACUUCCCUACACUUCGAUUCAUCAACCAAGCCAAUCCUAAUCGAUUCUCUCCCAACGACACGGAGCCGAAUGAGGUAGUCGGUCAGCGCAUUGCUGACCCCAGUAACUCCACCAUCCCUGCCAACGAGACGUGCGUGAACCUCAAUGUCACUGGCUACAGUUGCGGGCCAGCCAUUGCGCGCAACCGGUCCGAGCCGCUGUCGUUCCCCGGCAAGCUCGUCAAUCUGACUUGGGACGCACCUGGUAAAGCCAUUGGCCCCAACAAUAGUUAUUUUACGUCGACUUCUGCGGGCCAACCUCAGUUCGUGGCGUGGGUCAGUCAACUCAACCUCACCUACACCCCACUCGAGGUUACGGGGAAUCAGACUGGAUACACCUACCAGCCUGCAGCUGAGGUGUUUCAAGGCGACCCUGGUGUCAAUCAGACGACUUUUGUCGCUCUGACUGAUGCAGAUCUGCCUUUCACACCAUUUAAUCUUUCUUUAAUCAAUCCUCAUGUGGUUGCACUCGGUCUUUACCAAGCGGGCUAA
Messenger RNA from Aaosphaeria arxii CBS 175.79, 1482 nucleotides. RefSeq lists its product as uncharacterized. The transcript has 2 exons. Bases 1 to 1482 code for a protein of 493 amino acids. Lineage: Eukaryota; Fungi; Ascomycota; Dothideomycetes; Pleosporales. The record is from RefSeq and is a predicted model, not a curated record.